UCAUGCUCUGGCAGAGUGGCUUUAUCCUGUUCCCACCAUUGAGCGAGGCGACCAGGCUACCCAACGCACGCACGCAAACACGCACGCACGCCCGCACCGAUCGUCGGCCGAGCAGGCAGCCCCAUAUCCGCCUCUGAGACUAGCACCGAGAGCAGAGCAGGCAGCCAGUUCAACAGCAGGGCGCCCGUGCAACGGCGCCGAGGCCAUCCAACAAAGCAACGACCCAUCAGCCGAAAGCGCAACAGCGCUAACGACCAGCACCAGCAGAAAAGAUGCCCAUCAAGCGCGUCGAGACGGGCAGCCAGAUCCCGCUGAGCGCGGUGCUGAAGGAGGAGGUCGACCACGCGGCGAUAGCCGUCGCGGCGGACGACAAUGAGGUGAGUGUAGUCUUCCACGCCAUCUGCGCGUCGUGCGACGACAAGAAGUUGCUUGAUAAUGUCUCGGGGGCGUUCGGGGCUGGUCGCGUGGCCGCGAUCAUGGGGCCUUCGGGAGCUGGGAAGACGACACUACUCAAUGUCCUAGCUGGUCGAACGACCACCUCCAUCCAAGUUUCGGGAGAUGUCGUGAUCGCGCGAGCGAAGCCUACCGAUGUGGUCCGGAAGCGAUACACGGGCUACUGCGAGCAGCAUGAUUCAUUGAUAGAUGUUCUCAGUGUGCGAGAGAUGCUCGAGUACACGGCGGAAUUGAAGUGUUCCCAGUACUUGAGUCAUUCUACCAAGAUACAACGGGUGGACGAGUUGCUCAACGAGAUGGGUUUAACACACAUCGCGUCCUCGCAAGUGUCAGUUAUUUCCGGGGGUGAACGAAAACGUACGAGUAUAGCGUUAGCUCUCGUCUCGAAGCCCCCCGUACUACUCUUAGAUGAGCCCACAACUGGUUUAGAUGCGGCCACGGCGGACGACGUGCUCGCGGCCGUGAAAAAACUUGCGAGAGAUGGGAGUCGAGUGGUAGCAUGUACGAUCCACGCGCCGUCGUCCCGAGCGUUCCGGUUGUUGAUCGACGACGUCGUAGCUUUGGACGGAGGAAAAGUCGCGUGGGCGGCUCCGCCGGGCGAAGGUUCCCACGGCCCCCUGGCGACGUAUGUGUCCCAAUCCCUCGGUUCACAGUAUGUGGACGGCGACUCGUUGGCCGAACAUUUGCUGUAUGCCAUGCGCGACGCCAAGACGAAGGACAUUGAUGUAGCCGAGAGGUGGAGCAAGCACCCUGUAUAUGCAGCUACGCUGAAACGAGUACAAUACUUAGCCUCGAAGGCCGAGACGGAGGACCCCGACGCUGCGGCCCAACGACUCAGAGAAGCUUGUCCUGGGAGUCUCGCGUGGACCAAGGACGACCCUCGAAGGAAACUAGCCGUAGCUACAAGUGUACCGCACGGUAUCGUAACGUUACUAAGAUAUAGAUCAUUGCGUUCCUUCGGCGACGUGGAGUACAUCAUGACUAGAUUAGGAGACAAGCUACUCUAUGGCCUGGUCAUGAUGUCCCUAUUUUGGGGCGAGGGUCGUAAAAAAAGACAGAUGGAGGCGGCGAUGAAUUCCGCUGGUGUUUUAUGGUUCGCUGCUGUGCUCACGGGGUACGGGGCGGCCUGCUACAUGCCGCAAUUAGUUUCCGAGAGACCUAUUUUCCUCCGAGAAACUGCCGAUGGUGCGUACCUGCCCGUGACAUUUUUGAUAGCCAAAACAAUAGAGGAGUGUAUCAUCAUAUUGCCCUUUGCCUUGAUCUAUUUUGCGGCGGUCUUCUUCUCGGUGGGGCUGCAGGGGAAUUUCCUGAUUAGUUUUGGACUGUUCUAUCUGACGGUGAUCGUGGGCCUGGCCAUCGCCCAGAUGGUCGCCGCCUACGCGCCGGAUGCGGACGCGGCGAAUGCUCUCCUGCCGACCUACAUCACAUGCAAUUUGUUAUCCUCAGGAUAUGUCCUACUCACGUCGGACAUACCCCUGGGCUGGCGCUGGUACACCCGAUGCAAUCAUCUCUACUACGCCUGGAUGGCUCUACUCAGAGACAACUUCUCCUACGACAGCGCGGAGAUGGGGUCCCCCAAUACGGAUGUCCUGGACCAUUAUGAUGUCAGGCGCGCGCCGUCCGUGGGCAUGUGCGCUUUAGCAUUGAUCAUCUUCUUCCUCGUCUACCUGUGUUUGGCGGAGCGCGGGCUGGCGGCGCUGGCGCGGUCGCGGCGGUAACGCUUCCCCCUCCCUGCUAACUCCACUGACUAACGACAUAAUGAAGG
Messenger RNA from Pelagomonas calceolata, 2218 nucleotides. The record is from the annotation of a GenBank genome assembly. Lineage: Eukaryota; Pelagophyceae; Pelagomonadales; Pelagomonadaceae.